UCGUACUUGUCAUUAUUUUUGUAUAAUUUUUAAUAAUACAGUUCCAGCCUAUCACGCUUGCAUUUCCAGCAGCGAGUUUAAAUCUGUAUCCUAUACGCUAUGGUUCUCUCUACUGUUCAACCUCCCGAACUACGAUCUUCUAGCACUGUUGAUUCGAUUUUCGCCUCACGAUAUGUUCAAGAUCCACUACCAAGAUACAGGAUGGCGGAGAGCUCAAUUCCGAAAGAGGCAGCUUAUCAAAUAAUACACGAUGAACUUCUGUUAGAUGGUAACCCAAGGCUAAAUUUAGCUUCAUUUGUUACAACAUGGAUGGAACCCGAAUGCGAUCAACUCAUUCUGGAAGGCAUGAACAAAAACUAUGUGGACAUGGAUGAGUACCCGAUUACCACUGAAUUGCAGAACCGGUGUGUAAAUAUCAUAGCGCACCUAUUCAAUGCUCCUGUCAACGAAAAUGAAGCAGCAGUUGGUGUGGGAACCGUGGGUUCAUCAGAGGCUAUAAUGUUGGCUGGCUUGGCAUUCAAGAAAAAAUGGCAGAACAAGAGAAAGGCGGAGGGAAAAUCAUGUGACAGACCAAAUAUUGUUACUGGUUCCAACGUUCAGGUCUGUUGGGAAAAAUUUGCAAGAUAUUUUGAGGUGGAACUGAAAGAAGUUAAAGUGGUAGAAGGGUAUUAUGUGAUGGAUCCAGUAAAAGCAGUGGAAAUGGUGGAUGAAAACACAAUAUGUGUUGCUGCAAUUCUAGGGUCGACCUAUAACGGCGAAUUCGAAGAUGUCAAGCUUUUGAAUGAUCUUCUUGAACAAAAAAACAAGACAACCGGAUGGAAUACACCAAUUCAUGUUGAUGCAGCGAGUGGUGGAUUCGUAGCACCAUUUCUAUACCCAGAGUUGGUAUGGGAUUUUAGAUUACCAUUAGUGAAGAGUAUAAAUGUGAGUGGUCACAAGUAUGGUCUUGUCUAUGCGGGUGUCGGUUGGGUCAUUUGGAGGAGCAAAGAAGAUUUACCUGAAGAACUCAUCUUCCAUAUAAAUUACUUGGGCGCUGACCAACCCACCUUCACUUUAAACUUCUCCAAAGGAUCUAGUCAGAUCAUUGCACAAUAUUAUCAGUUCCUGCGGAUGGGAUUCGAGGGGUACAAAAACGUAAUGAAAAAUUGCAUGGAGAGUGCGAGACAGCUACGACAAGGACUAGAAAAAACUGGUUGUUUUGAUAUUGUCUCCAAAGAAAAAGGGUUACCUCUGGUUGCCUUUGCAUUCAAGGACAAGGCUAAACAAGGGUUAGCAUACAAAUUAUCAAAGGCUUUAAGACACUACGGAUGGAUCAUACCGGCGUACAAUAUGCCACCAAAUGCUGAGCAUGUCAUCAUCCUUCGCGUUGUAGUUCGAGAAGAUUUCGGGCGACAACUUGUUGAAAAAUUGCUCUCUCACUUGAAAAUUGUAUUGAAUGAGCUUGAUGAUGAUGCCCCGCCUGUUCCAAAGAUAACGUUUACUAUCGACCUGAAACCGAACGUUAUAAAGGGAGAAAAUGGUGAUGGUGGCGGUGUUUUGCAUGUUCCUGGUGCUUCUGUUUAUUGGAAGCAAGAAAAACCUGAAACUGUGCACAAGGAAAUAUUGUUGGUCGAUGAGAAGACAAAAGGCAUUUGUUGAGUUUUAUUACUCUACACCUGUUUCUGUAAAAAAGUGAAAAGGCAUUUGUUGAGUUUUAUUACUCUACACCUGUUUCUGUAAAAAAGUGUUACUGUCACUUUUUUCAUUUUAACGUAUUUACUAAGAUGAUAAUAUUGAUAAUUAUGAUGGAAAAAUGGAAAAUGUAAUGAGACAGACAUAAAAUCUUUAUUUAUUCAUAUAAUUUGAUUA
This is a messenger RNA of Papaver somniferum (opium poppy), 1848 nucleotides long. RefSeq names its product glutamate decarboxylase-like. Lineage: Eukaryota; Viridiplantae; Streptophyta; Magnoliopsida; Ranunculales; Papaveraceae. Gene Ontology annotation, cellular component: cytosol. The transcript is spliced from 7 exons. Gene Ontology annotation, molecular function: pyridoxal phosphate binding; glutamate decarboxylase activity. The coding region runs from base 100 to 1638 and encodes 512 amino acids. Gene Ontology annotation, biological process: L-glutamate catabolic process. The record is from RefSeq and is a predicted model, not a curated record.